Molecule: messenger RNA, 11133 nt
Organism: Manis pentadactyla (Chinese pangolin)
Lineage: Eukaryota; Metazoa; Chordata; Mammalia; Pholidota; Manidae
Gene: MEIG1
Product: meiosis/spermiogenesis associated 1
Exons: 2
Coding region: 4134-4400 (88 amino acids)
Cellular component (GO): nucleus
Source: RefSeq, a predicted model, not a curated record
AAAAGGGCUUGAGGGAUCGGAGAAGGCACGUUAGUCAGCUGUGUAUAGCAGCUUCACGCUGCACGAGUGCAAAUUAGCACAACUGGACCAUGGACUACAAGAAGGUAUUUGGGGAACCAAUUUGGUAUUUCAACUGAACACCCAAAAAACUUCGGGACGGUUAGCGUGAGGACUUCAGAGGUCGUCUAAAUGAGACCUUUUCACUGUUCAGGAAAUUGAGCCCUCGGGAUGUUAAGUGCCUUGACCAAGGUUAUGUGCCAGUCAAAGCGCAACGCUGCCAUAUCCUGCUGUAUCUGGGAGCAGAAAAAAUAAAAUGGGGAAAGAAAUGGAAGAUAAGUGAUACUAAUGCUCUUGGGGUUUUAAUGUCACUAAAAGUAAACAGCACUUUGAAGAGAAAAAAAGGGGAUGAAAAAAGUUUUUGCAUAGAAAGGGGUUUGAGAUGGUUGACCACAUCAAAGGCACUACUGUUGGAACGUUGGAUUGCCAAAGAUUUGGUAUUGGUGGGUUUUUAAUACCCACUUAAAGUAAUACUGUUUAAGAAAGAACCAAUUUUUAUAAAACUAGCUAAAGUCAGUUAUUGCCAUUCCCUGUUGCUGCAGAUACAACUUACUGUUACAGAGCACAAUCGCAUUUUAUAUCAUGUAUUUUGCCACAAAUGUCAGUAAAGGAACCAAACUUCAAAGUGCUUAUGUUACUAGCAGAAUUCGUAUUACCACUGAAUUUCCCAGAAUCACUGAAAUAUUUAAUCGAGGAAUUGUGAGUUGACCUUUCCUAAUUUUAGUUUCAUUCUGUUUUAAGUACAAAGUUAUGAGACCAAAAAAAAUGGAAUUUGCACCACCACUAUAGCCCCUGAGGUUCCUAUUAUGGUGAAAAUGCAUUUUAUGUUUCCUUUGGUUCUUUUGGGAAAACAAAGUCUUGAAAUGCCUGUAUGUCUAGAAGAUGUGUAUUUCUACCGAGAAAAAUGGUGAUUUCCCCAGUAGUUCACCUGAAGGCAGCAUAUUUUCUUCUUUUCUAUUCAAAGUAGCAUUUUUUAUAUAUAUAGUUGACAUGAUUGUUUUGUUUGAAAGUGACAAAAGGUUAUGUAACAUUUGGGAAAAUAGUUUUUGGAUGAAUAUGAGUAAAUAGAAGUAUUCUGUAUCAAAAAGCCAAGCCAAAAGCAAAAAUAGCUUGGGUAAAAAAAGAUUGUACCACUAUUUUAGAAAACGUGCUUCAUCUGUAAAAACAAUAUAAGACAGCCACUAAAUUCAUAUAAAAACGACUAAUUUUGAAAGUACCUUUAGUAUAGUGAAUUUGCAACUUUUUUCCUUUCAUGUUUUUGAGUGUUUUUCUAUGCAAUAUAUAUGUUACCUAAAAUUACAUAUGUUAAUGGAUCAUCAGGCUGUACCCCGUAUGUCAAACCUCACUUGGUCACAUCUAGUAUAUUGUGCAGCAGCAAAGCAGUGAACCUCUUACUGAAAUGAGUGGAACUUAAGGACAAAGAUCUCACUGAAGUAUGGCUUACUUAUUGUUUUUUUAUUUGGUGUUCCAAAGUUUACAUACAUUCCUUCAAUAACAUAACAAUGUGCUGCCUUAAAAUACAACAUUAGCCUAAAUUAAUAAGGAGAAAUUGUUUUUAAAAAGUCAAAUAUUAACAAUACCUUUUCUUUGGUCUAGUCAAAAGGCAUGUUGGUAUGCACAACGGAAAAAGUACAAAUAAUACUAAUGAUAAAUCCACUUGAGUAGUUGUUCCUUUCACCAGAGUGAACAGUGUGACUCAAAUGAUUUUUUAAUUCAUUUAAAUCUAGAUUUAAGUCCAAACUCUGUGAGCAUUAUGGUUUUGGAAUAGAAUGUAAUGCCACAACAUUUAGAAUGUUAAAUAAGUAAUGUAACAAAAACCUACAGGUACAAAGAAGCUUAAGACCAGAUCCCUUAUUUUGCAUAGAACCAUUCAAUACUUGUGUGUGAUUGAUACAUGGAGUGUAAACAAAUGACUCAGUCUCCUGUCUCCAUUACUGUAUCUUUUAUAUUGAAGAAAUAUUUAUCUAAAAGUAAGCACUUAUGUCACUUUUUUUCCCAUUUCCUAUUUUUCCCCACUAAAUUCAGGUAAAGCUAAAUAUGUUAUACUUGUAACACAACAUUUGUUGUAAGACCCUUGUUCAUAAAACUUUUAAAGUCCUUCUAGCUCAUCAUAAGUUUGGGAUGAUAUUCCCCUGUUAGGAUGGGUAUUUGUAAUUGAUGUGAUGAUUAUUUUGCCUUUUCUUUUUUGAAACUUAAAAAUUUCUUGAUCUUUUCAAGAUACAGUAGUCCGCCCUUAUCUGAUACGCCCAGUAGAAGCCUGAAACCAUGGAUAUAUAUGGACAUGUAUAUAUAUACACAAUGUUUUUUCCUAUAUAUAAUACCUAUGAUAAAGUUUAAUUUAUAAAUUAGCCAUAGUAAUAAAUGAACAAUAAUAAUAAAAUAGAAUAAUGAUAGCAAUAUACUGUAAUAAAAGUUAUGUGAAUAUGAUCUCUCUCCCAAAAUAUCUUAUCUUACUAAAGUCACCCUUCUUAUGAUGUGACCUGAUAAAAUGUCUACCUCAUGAGGUGAAUGACGUAGGCAUCAUGACAUAAUGAUAGGCUACUAUUGACCUUCUCUGACCAUACGUGAGGAGGAAGAGCCUCUGCUUCUAAACCACAGUUGACUACUGAUAGCUGAAACCGUGGAGAAGGGGGCGGCUAUUGGAAUGAGUAUUUGUCACUGUGAUUGAAAAAAUUCAAAUAAUAUUAAUUCACUUAGAAGAUCUACUUUAUGAGGUCUGAUUUUAUUGUAUUUCAACAUAUUUUAAUAGAAGAAUGGAUUCAAGUAACCAUGGUGAAAAUUCUGGGUAAAAAUAAAUAGUGAAAAACUGAAAUUUUAUUUCAGUUAAACAAGUGAUAUAUUUUCAUAAUAAAAUAAGAAUUACCUGAGAAAACAAGUGCAAGAUUGUGUCUUUGAAAAGAUAAUUACCUCAAGUACAGCUGAAUAUUUGAAUUUCAAAGACUAUUGGUAACCUCCUAAAUUGUUUUAAAAAUCAGUGUUCUCAGUAUCAUGGCAGCCAUACAGCUUUCAUGGACUUCUGUGAAAAUUAAAAGGAAGUCUUGUUUAAAAUGGAGUUGGGAACACUUGCACCCUACCACACCGGUCAUCGUUUGCAGGCUGCACAGGGGGAGACACACCUUGCAAGGGGUAUCUACUUUGGCGGCGGCUGCUGCACAGCUGGAGGAAGGGAGGAAGCUUUCCGCCCCCUCCCCUCACCCCACAGCUGGGCCAAAGGCAGCCGGUCACACUCAGCCACAGAGAAGCCACUACACUUCAGACUCCCAGUUUCCUCCAACGGGCUUUUUAUUUAGAACAGCCCUCCCAGUUUCCACCUUUUCUCUAUAAAGGAGCAUUCCUCCUCUGGCCUCUGGAUUAGCCCAUGGUUUUGCCAUACCAAAUUGUGCUUGUACCAAAUUAACAUUCUCUGCCAUUCCUGAAUAAACCAAUUUUUGCUAGUAAAAUAACUGACAGUUUUAUUUGUAAGGUUAACACUUCUCACGUUGGGCUACCACAGACAUGGGGCCACAGUGACCUGAGUAAAUGAAAUGCAGUGACUGGGAUGUCUUCAAGAAACAGAAAAAGAGAAAGCCAUUGCUUCCCAGCCAGAAGAAGAGAAAGAGAGUGAGAAGACUGACCUUACAUGCCCAUUUUAGGAAAACAAAAAGUUGGGAGAGGAAUGCAGUUUCGACUAUAAUCAAAUAGAAUGGUGGUGGGAUAUUUUGACAAUCUACUGAGCAGCUAAAAACAAGAGCAUACAUUCAGAAAUGUGCACCCUAUUGCGUGGAAUGUCAGAAGUAAUAUAUAGCCUUUAGGAUAUCACUCCACAAUUCUGAAUGCAAUUUUAUUUGAUGCAGAAAUAAACAGGUCUCUAUGUAUUUUUCAGGGUUUAUUUUAUUUUAUUGUAUUUCUAAAAUAAAGCAUGAAUCUCAGUCUUGGAGCUGAAUGUUUAAAAUUUAAUAUAUUUAGUGGUAUUCGCAACUCUCAUUUUUUUUAAUGCUAAUUUUCACUCUAAAAGGGACUUUCACAAUUGCCACUAUUAACUAUUAAUGUUGUUUUAACAUCUUUCAGAAAUAAUUGGUAAUAAGACCGCUGUAGCCAUGGCUAGUUCUGACGUGAAACCAAAAUCAGUAAGUUGUGCCAAAAAAUGGUCAGAAGAGAUAGAAAACCUGUACAGAUUUCAACAAGCAGGAUAUCGGGAUGAAAUUGAAUAUAAACAAGUGAAACAAGUCUCUAUGGUCGACCGUUGGCCAGAGACAGGAUAUGUGAAGAAACUCCAGAGAAGGAACAACACUUUCUAUUACUACAACAGGCAAAGGGAGUGUGAUGACAAGGAAGUUCACAAAGUGAAAAUCUAUGCUUACUAGCCUCUGUUCUUUGAAUUACUUACAUUAUCUUUUAAGAGCUAUUUCAUUCCACAUCCUGUGAAUGUUUGUCAUUUUACAGAAUAAUUCAAAAUGCAGGCUUCACUGGAACGUUCUGAAACACAAAAGCUAUGAAACUUGGCAUCUGUUCGCAUUCUGUUCUCUUCUACAACAUAACUACAGAGGCAUUAAGGUUGUACUGUCUUGGUCCUGUUCUUCCUGCUCUUUCAGCUGCGGCAGGAAACCACAGUGCACAGGCGGAAAUAGCCCCAUUUGAAACCAUCCCAGGGAUUAGGCUAGGUACACACCGGUUAGUGCUCCGGCCCCCAGCCCCCAGCCUUUACUACUGUACACAACCAUCGCUUCCAACUCACAGAUCUGCAUUUUGUGGCCCGGUGGCUUUCUCCUGCCUCUGGAGUCUGUCUCUUGCUGAGUAGCCUGGAAGUGACAAGGGAUGCUGGCCCCCGGGAGCAGCCCUCAGCCAAUAACUGAUGGGCAGGAGGUAUCUCAGGAGGAAUCCAGCUGAGGUGUGCACUGUACACUGGCACCCAGCGUUCCCCGAGAGGGAUUAAGCCUGUCACCACGAGCAGGAUCUGCCUGGAAAACACAGGCUGCUGGUUGCCUCCCUUCCUGGUCACUUACCCUACACCAGGGCUUCUUUCCUGAAUCACCUCCUUGUACUUACAGUCCUGUCCUGGGGCCAGGUUUUGGGUUCCCCAUACAGCCAACUUAGGUCCCCUGCUGCCUGGAAUCACUGGAGAAACAGCCUGAGUGCUUAUGAGGAGGUGAUCAUUAACCUGUAAGACUUAAGAAGUUCCACCAAAUUAGUGAGUCUUGAGUGCUUGGAGAUUGAAUAGAUGAAAGAUGUCCUUUUUAUUUUAAAUAUUUUUUCACUGAUAAGGUUUUUAUUUGUUAUCAUAUAUGAGCUGUGACCUUUAAACAGACUGUUGGAUGGGGGCUUGCAUCCAUGAACUCAUUCAACUUCAGCUUCUGCUUUCUAGAACUAUCUGCAACACGAAGAUCCAUUUGUUUCCCCAACUCAAACUUGUACUUAUUCAGGUUUUCUUUGUGAACAAACAUAUUAGAGAAGACAGACUGGCAAAACUCUUAUAUGCCUUUCCCAGCAUUGCUGGGGUCAUCUUAUUCAUCACCUGCGAUUCAUUUAUCUGUGCCUCUCUCUCUGGUCACGAUUUCUAUCUUCACCCAGAUUUGGUAAACCCCUACUCGCUGAGCAUAACAGAUCUUCUGAAUCAGAUAAUGCUUUUUAUUUAAACCAACUGUGAUAGAAAAAUUGCUCCCCAAAACAUCCACAUCCUUAUCCCUGGAGCCUGUGAAUACAGUACCUCACAGAUUCUGACAUACAGUAAAAUUUUUAAAUCAUUUUUAAAAUUUCAGUAAAUUGUUUUUGUAUUUCCCUUUUGAUCCAAGAGUUAACAGAGAAUUUUCUUAAAAAUUAGAGGGGCUUUUAAAAAUGUAUUGCCAUUUCUUUUAUGAUUUUUAGUUAUAUUGCUUUGUUUGCAAGAGACUGGUGGUGGUUUUAUUUUUACUGUGCAGAACUUAGUUUUCUUUGUGCCCUUAACGUAUGAUCAACCUUUAUGAAUGUUCCAUGACUGCACAUUCUCUAUUUCAGAGUGCAAAGUUCAAUAUAUACCCAUAAGAUCUACCUCAUUGAUUAUGUUUACUUUUCUCAUCCACUUGACUGCCCUUGAACUAUAGUAGUGUGGUGUGUGAAUUCUCUUAAUAGUGCAUUUCACUCCAUUUCUCCUUGCAUCUCCUGUAUUUUAUCCUUUAUAAAGUGGCUGCUGUGUUAUUUGGUGAAUAGAUAUUCAAUAACUAGUAUAUAUUCACUGAGAAUCAUGACCUUUAAAAGUGUCCUUCUUGCUAUAUUACUUAAUGCUUUUGUCUCCGAAUUCUACCUUACCAGAUACUGAAAUUACAAACCUUCUUUAUUUUUGUUUCCAGUUACCUGGGGUAUCUUUCCCAUCCCUCUGAAUCCCUUCAUUUCAGGUGUGUCUCUUGCAUAUAGCAUAGAAUUUGCUUUUUUGUGUGUGGCAAUCUAAAGAUCUUUUCCUUUGGAUAGGUCAAUUAAGCCCAUUUACAUUUAUUGUUAAGACAGAUAUGUUUGGUCUCUGCUCAGUCAUAUUAUUCUUUGUCAUAUUUACUGUGUAAUUUACUAUGUAGUAGAACAGUUUUUUCUCUUUUUUUAUAUCUUUUGUUACUAAGGAAAGUUUGUAAUUUUGUCUCUAGCAGUUAUUUUCAUACUUUAUACAAUUUCCUUAGUCCUCUUAUUUUUAAUUAGGCUUCUACUCUUUGGCUUUACAGGCUUAAUAUCCUCAGACACACACCUAUUACUAUACAGAGUCAAUAAAUUUAUUCUAUUAUCCUUUUUUUUUCCUUUUCCAUUUUAAAAACAAAUUGUAUUGUAUCUACUAUCAGAACAUACAACAUUUACAUAAUCAUCUUCUACCCUUAUCUCUACCUUUUUUUUUCAAUCUUAGAACCACAAUUAAAAUAUUCAAAAUAUUCAAAGCUCACUACCACUGCUUUUGCCAAAUUUCAUGUAAUCAUCUCUUGAUUGGAUGAAGUUCAGCUUCUAGUACAGGAAUUGGCAAACUUUUCAUGUAAAGGGCCAAACAGUAAAUAUUUUCAGCUUUGUGGGUCAUACAGUCUUUGUUGCAAUGAUUCAGUUUUGCCAUUGUUGCAAAUAAUCAGCCACAGACAAUACAUGCAAACUGAGCAUGGCUCUGUCCCAGUAAAACUUUAUUUACAAAAACAGGUGGCAGCUGUUUGACGAGUGGGGCUGUAGAUUGUUGACUCCUGAUUUGGCAGAUUCCUGAAGCAGAACUCACGACUACAGUAUUUCCUAAGCUCUUGCAUCCAUUCGACUACUUUGAUACUGAAGAUAAAUUAUUACUGUAGCCACUUUCCCUAAGUCUCUUGAAAUUUUUGUUAACUGUUUUCCUGCCUCAUAUUUUCUUAUCAGAAAGUCUAAUACCUGAUUUGCUUUCCUUCAUGAAUGACCUGUUAAUGUGUCUAGAGGUCCUGAGGUCUCUAAUUUUUUUUAACCUUCAAAUUCUAAUAUUUUAACUUGACUAGUAUGGGUCAAUUUGCCCAAGUAUAUGAUAGGUUCUUUCCACUCAUAGUGUCAUUUUAUCUCAGUGAAGUGUGCCUGGAUUAUAAAUUCAAGUAUCAGUACUUUCUACUUUCUAAGUGGUUUGUUUUGUUUUAUUGAGGGUCUCCAUUUAUUCUUACAUUGGAACUUUUUCUGUCUUUUAUGUUUAUUACUUUUCUUUGGGGUCUCGUCCCUCUUUGUUUUCUUUUUCUUAGCUCUUUUAUUCCCGUCUACUGCCCCUACUUAAAUAUUUUGCAUCUAUUAUCUCCUAGACAACUUUGUUUUAGUCAGUUUUGAAAUAGUUUUUGUCUUUUUAUUCCAUUUCUUUCCAGUACUCUGUCUGUUCUUUAGGCAAUUGUUUGUUCUGGUUCAGAAUUUCAAAUUUGUGCAUUACAGUGUCCUUUCAUUUCUGCAAUUUCUAAUUUAAUUAAAUUUAAUGCAUGUUGGAAUGUUAUAUUAACUAUUCUUCUGCAUUGUUCUUUAAAAAGCAAUUCUCAUUAGCUGAAAAAGUUUGCUUUAUAUACUCUGUAUUGUUUGAUAUGCUUAUUUCUGUUUGUGAUGAAAUGUGCUGGGUUUCCUGACCACCAAUAACAAGUUACUCUACUAGGACAGAGGUGUUUUGAUUGCUUACUGUUUCUUGGUUCAAAAGUUCCCUUUUCUGUUGCUCUAGUGAAGUGCAGUUUUAAAAGUACAAGGCAGCUUGUUUGUAUGGUUGGGAAUUCGGUAUUCUAAUUCUCUGGUAUUAUUAUGUCUCUUAUCUUCAGCCCUUCUAUCUUUAUUUCUGCUGUCAGAACUCCAAAGGCAUUUUCCCAUUCCAAGCUGCCUUUCUCUCCACUGGAAAUGCCCUCCCAACACUACACCUCUCUGUCCAUUCAUGCUUCCAAACCGUUUCUUUUUUACUCUCUGUCACCAGUACUGUGAUAGCAGGAAGGAGGAAAGGAAAGGGAAAGACCCAUUCUUUGAAGAGAGCCCUGUAAUUAAUGCAUAAACAUAUUUUUAGAAACUACUGGAAGUACAUUCAUAUGGAGUUUUUCAUCAACAGCUGAUAGUUCAAUGUAGACAAUUAAAAGUUGCUACUUUAAACACAUUUUAAAAUAGCUGAUACAUAAAAUGAAUAAAGAAUAAUAGUGCAAACUCAACCAUUCGCUUGAUCCCCUUAAAGAAUAAAACAUAAUUGAAUACAGUUUCCAUGUGCCCUCUCCUCAACUGUAUCCACGCUCUCCCCAUGUCUCCUCAAAUACUGAAAGCAAAAUAUAGUAUCAUUUCACAUACUUCUAACUUUAUAUAAACUUAUCAUAUUAUAAACAUUCCUCUGAAACUUGUUUUACUUCUCCACAAUUUUUUUUGAGAUAUGUGGAUAUGUGUAUCUCUCUACUUCAUUGAUUUUUAGUUAUUUUAUAGUAUUCCAUUGUGUGGCUAUAACACAAUUAAUGUAUCUGUUAUUUUAUAGGCAUUAAGGACAUUUUCAUUUUUUUGCCACUAUUAAUAAUGCUUCUGUUAGCAGUCUUAUAUAUGUCUUCUUGCAUGAAUGUAAGAAAGUCUACAUCUAGGAGUGGAAUUUCUGGGAGGUAUAUAGGUAUGAAUGUCUUCAACUGCAUGAAAUGUUGCUAAAUUGUUGCCCAAAGGAAUUGCAAGGAUUUAUACUGCCAAAGCAAUCUAUGAGAAUUCUUACUGCUCUGUAUCCUUGACAAUAUAGCUAUUGCAAAACUUUUUGAUUUUCUGCCAAUCAAUGCAUGAAAUUAUUCUGAUUUUCUCCAGUUUUAUUGCAUAUAUUUCAUAUAUAACAUUGUGUAAGUUUAAGGUGAACAUAAUUUGAUAUAUUUAUAUAUUGCAAAUGAUUACCACAGUAAGUUUAGUUAACAUCCAUCACCUCACAUAGUGACAAUUUUUUUUGUGAUAACUUGUAAGAGCUACCCUUAGCAACUUUGAAGGAUACACACAGUAUUGUUAUCUAUAGCCACCAGGUUGUACAUUACAUCCCCAGAACUUAUUUAUAAUAAUCAAGACACUGGCAUAUGGCGUAUGGCACUGUCAUAAAUCUGGCACAUAAACAAGUGGAACAGAAUCAAAAGCCCAAAAAUAAACCCAUGCAUAACAGUCAACUAAUAUUUGACAAGUGAGACAAGAACACUCAAUAGACAAAAGACAGUCUCUUCAAUAAAUAAAUAGUGCUGGGAAAACUGGAUAUUCACAUGCAUAAGAAUGAAACUAGACCUCUGUCUUACACUACUGUGGGGAAGUUGGGGUUCCUAUGGCCAGGAUCCUCACUGAACUUAAACCACCUGAUGAUGUAACUGGCCUAUUGCUAGGCUACCGCUUCCACACCUUUAGGCAAUAAGCCAUUAUUGUGCUAUAUAGAGAGCUCGGCCCAGUGCUCGGAGCAGAGGCGGAGACGCUAGUGCUCGAACUGCCACCAGAGAACAAGCCGGGUAAUAAACCCUUUCACCCCAAAGAACGUUCUGCUGUCAAUUUCUUUGGUCACAUUGAAUCCAUAACGAACUUGCUCGGGGCUGAAACCCAUUGGCAAGACAACUACUCACAAAAAUUAAUGCAAAAUGUAUUAAAGACUUACACAUAAGACCUGAAAUAAUUAAAGUCCUAGAAAAAAACAUAGAGAAAAAGUUCCUUGACAUUGGUCUUGGAGGUGAUUUUUUGGACAUGACAUCUUAAAGCACAAGCUACAAAUGCAAAAUAAAUGAGUGGGACUACAUCAAACAAAGAGCUCCUGCACAGCAAAAGAAACAACAAAAUGAUGAGGUAGCCUACCAAAUGGGAAAAAGUAUUUUCCAACCACACAUCCAAUAAGGAGUUAAUAUUCACACUACAUAAGAACUUUACAUCUAAAUAGCAAAACACCCCCAAACAAUCCAAUUUACAAAUAGGCAAAGGACCUGAAUAGAGAUUUUUCCCAAAGAAGACAGACGAAUGGCCAACAGAUAUGUCAAGAGGUACUUGACGUCACUAAACAUCAGGGAAAUGAAAAAAAGGCAAAUAUUUUAGUAUUAUCCUAAAAAUAGGUUUAGCCUCGCAGACCACCUGAAAAGGUCUCAGAAAGUCCCAGAGUCCCCAGACCAUACUUUGAGAACUGCUGAAAUAUAUUAACCAAAAACACAGUGGUAUGUAUCUUUAAAGGGAGGAAAGAAUAUUUAAAUUCAUUUUAAGACAUGUGGAAAUCAGGACCAAAUCUCAGUGAAUUAUUUAGGAUGCCCUGAAACUCUUUUCAUGCUGAUAUAUAUAAGUGAAAGUACCUUUUACAAACACAUGAGAUUAUGCAACGAACUUAGGCUUUGCUUUUUUAAAAUUAUUUCCUGAUCAUUGCUGUAUUUAUGGUACUUGUUCUUAAUUGACUUUGCAUUGUUGUGAGUUUUGCUGAACAGUUAUUAUGCUUUCUUUCCCAAACUGAGAAUGGGACCCUCGAUGGCUUUUAUGGCUGCACUACCCCUAAAAGAAGGCGUAGGGUAGAACCAAUGCAUUUCUUUGUGUCAAAUACAACUCCCCAUGUAAGCAAUUUCAUUUUCCUUAGGGACGGGGGUAGAGAGGAGGGAAGAGGAAGGAGAAAUGAAGUCAUUAUUUCCUAUCUGGUGAAUUGUGGCCCAGCAUGGCGACAUGGCAGGGACGGUACUG